Trypanosoma cruzi is the source of this 288-nucleotide messenger RNA. Its product is annotated as trifunctional enzyme alpha subunit, mitochondrial precursor-like protein. NCBI's taxonomy places the organism in Eukaryota, Euglenozoa, Kinetoplastea, Trypanosomatida, Trypanosomatidae. The record is from RefSeq and is a predicted model, not a curated record. The annotation marks the transcript as partial. Gene Ontology annotation, biological process: fatty acid beta-oxidation. The transcript has a single exon. Gene Ontology annotation, cellular component: mitochondrial fatty acid beta-oxidation multienzyme complex. Gene Ontology annotation, molecular function: long-chain (3S)-3-hydroxyacyl-CoA dehydrogenase (NAD+) activity; enoyl-CoA hydratase activity.
UAUAUUCUUCAGACAGGUCGCCGCACACCAGAGGAUGUGGACAUUGGAAUGAUUUGGGGGACAGGAUUUCCGCCAUUUCGGGGCGGCCUCCUGCAAUACGCAGACCACCGAGGCUUGUCGGUGAUUGUGGACCGGCUCCGUCAGCUGCAGGAUGUAUUGAGGGACGAUCGGUUUGCGCCUUGUCCUCUCCUCGAAUCCAUGGGGAAGAACGACAAGCGAUUUUUCCCCAAUAGGCCAUUUGUGCCGUACAAAGAGCGUAGCGGGAUUCCCGCAGUGAAAUUUUCGUAG